AUGGAUCAGAGACUCGUGAAGAAGAGAUGGACAUCAGCGUGGUCAGUUGUCCGCAUGUUCAUAUGUAUGUGCACGCUUGAUCGAGUGAUUGCACAAAUUCGGUACUCAGUUUUCGAGGAGCGCGAGCACGGAGCAUUUGUCGGUAACAUUGCCGAGGACUUGGGCUUAGAUGUGUUAAAGUUAUCUGCCAGACGAUUCCGUAUAGUUUCCGGAGCCAGGAAACAGUAUUUAGAGGUGAAUUUAGAGAACGGGGUUUUGUUCGUGAAUGAGAAGAUCGAUCGAGAGGAGCUGUGCGAACACACUACUGUUUGCUUCUUGCACUUGCAGGUCGUUAUCGAAAACCCACUGGAACUGUACCGAGUUGAAGUGGAGAUCUUAGACGUCAAUGACAACGCUCCGUGUUUCCCGUGGAGUGAGUUUAAUCUUGAGAUCACCGAGUCUGCCGCGCAGGGGUCGCGGUUCCCACUCGAAAGCGCACAGGAUUUAGACGUGGGAUCUAACGCGCUGCGCUCGUACCUGCUCAGCGCGAACCAGCACUUCACGUUAGACGUGCAGACGCGCAACGACGGGAGCAAGUUUGCAGAGCUCUUGUUGGAGUCUCCGUUAGACCGGGAGAAGCAGAAGACGCACGAAAUGGUACUAACUGCCGUGGAUGGCGGCUCCCCACUCCGCUCGGGCACGGCUCAGAUCAUGGUUACGGUGCUGGAUGCAAAUGAUAACGUCCCUGUGUUUGACCGACCCGUUAAUCGGGUGAGUCUUGUGGAGAACGCGCCUAGAGGGACUCUUGUGCUCAAGCUCAACGCUACAGACCUGGACGAAGGCGCAAACGGUGAGAUUACAUAUUCCUUCAGUGGCCACGCUCCCUUAAAAGUGCGUGAGCUGUUCAGCGUGGAUCCUAAUUCGGGUGAAAUUCGUGUCAAGGGGAUCGUGGACUACGAAAAAGCCAGCGUUUAUGAGAUCUACGUUCAGGCUAAAGACAAGGGUCCAUCAGCUGUGGCAGUGCACUGUAAAGUGUUAGUCGAUAUUUUGGACAUAAAUGACAACGCGCCAGAGGUCAUCCUGACCUCUGUAUCCACACCUGUUCAAGAAGACGCACCUCCAGGGACAGUAAUAGCUGUAAUCAGUGUCUUGGACCGUGACUCCGGAGAAAACGGGGCAGUGGACUGUAAGAUCCCUAGCCACUUUCCUUUUCGGCUUCACUCAUCUUUCAAAAACUACUAUACUUUAGCGACUAGCGAUUUUCUGGAUAGGGAGUCAGUAGGGGAGUACAACAUCACUUUAACAGCGCGGGAUUUGGGUGCACCACCGCUCUCCACCGGGAAGACUAUACAUGUCAUAGUGUCUGAUGCUAACGACAACCCCCCGCGCUUCAUUCAGCCAUCCUACACCGUCUAUGUAACCGAGAAUAACGCACCCGGCGCUUCCAUUUGCUCCGUGAGCGCAGUGGAUCUGGACUCUAAUCAGAACGCGUAUAUAUCCUACUCUAUUUUGGACGGUCAAAUAAGAGGCAUGCCUGUGUCCACGUAUGUCUCAAUUAACUCGGACAACGGUAACAUUUAUGCCCUUCGCUCUUUUGAUUACGAACAGCUUCGCAACUUUGAAAUUCGAGUUCAGGCGCGGGAUGCUGGUUUUCCACCUUUGAGUGGCAACGUGACGGUCAACGUGUUCGUCCUGGAUCAGAACGACAACGCGCCGGUGGUCAUGUCCCCAUUGCCGAAGAACGGCACGGUGGCAUCUGAAACGGUGCCAAGAUCAGCAGACGCAGGGUACCUCGUGGCAAAAAUCACGGCUCUUGACGCGGACGCCGGACAAAACUCGCGUCUCUCCUACCAAGUUCUUUACGCAACUGAUCCAGGACUUUUCAGUAUCGCUCUUUACACGGGUGAAAUCAGGACUAACCGCCGGUUUGUAGACAAAGACGCAACGAGACACAGACUAGUUAUACUUAUCAAGGACAAUGGACAACCUCCCCUUUCAGCAACAGUGUCCCUAAUUUUGUCGCUGGUGGACAUCAUGCCAGAGUCCUUGUCAGACCUCGGUGAGCACAUGCUCAGCCAUCGGUCCCCCUCCAACCUCGCUCUUUAUUUGAUCGUGUCUUUAAGCGUGGUGUCGCUUAUCUUUCUUGUUGCCAUAAUCGUACUGACUGCGCUAAAGUGUUACAAAGACCGGGACUGUCCGGCCGGUUUGGCGCUUUCCUCUCUUGGUACCGCGUGCUGCACUUUAGAAUCUGAGCCGACAGUCGAGUCGUGCAAAAAGUCCAACCUGAACCUACAAGUCUCCACUGGGGCAAAGGUGCCCACGAACUGCGUGGAAAACAGUACUGGAACUGGGUCUCAGUCUUACUGCUAUAAAGUAUGCCUGACACCCGAAUCGGUCAAAAGCGACUUCAUGUUUAUGAAGACAUACAGUUCUGGCACGCCGAGAAAUAACGCAGCCAAAGAGGCUGAAACAUUGGCUUGGAGCGCACAAAGCCGCAACUCAUCCGCGAACAACGAAGCGACAGCCCCAAACGAGCUGAAACAAGACAAUAAUAACUGGGCUCUUACCAAAAACCAAACAUCAACUUUAAAAAGUUGCAACUCAAUAAACAUGGAUGGCACUCUGAUGAGGAAGGUCAUGCAAAGCGAUUCUGAGAACUAUGUUGGUCCAAAGGCUGCAGGACAGUACUGGACUUGGGGAGCACGCAUGAAAGAGUGCAAGUUGUCUUCUCCUGCAAUGGGCCUACCAGAGCGAGCAUGGACACCCCGCUACACCCCCACAAAAAUACCCCAACCACAGUCUGCAGGUUUUUCACAUGUCCAAGCUCCACCAGACUACCAGCAUAAUGUCUACAUCCCUGGAACUCCAUCUGCUCUUUGCACCCUGAGGCCCAGCAACCACAAUGAGCUUGAUGUCCACAACUCCUUCACCACCUUUGGCAAGAAGCAUAAGUUCAUCUCAUCAAGUAGUUAUGACACACGGGACAACACGGGGGCUGAGGUCAUCAAUAAUGACCUGUAUAAUGAAUAGAGUGAAAGAGUUGACUGUGUAAUCAUUGACAGAACAGAAAUUAUAGAAAGAAAUGUUACAGAUUAAAAGUAAGUGAAGCAGUGAUAUUCAUUGCAACCAAAGCAGAGCC
Trichomycterus rosablanca is the source of this 3118-nucleotide messenger RNA. RefSeq lists its product as uncharacterized. The transcript is spliced from 4 exons. Bases 1 to 3009 code for a protein of 1002 amino acids. Gene Ontology annotation, molecular function: calcium ion binding. The record is from RefSeq and is a predicted model, not a curated record. Lineage: Eukaryota; Metazoa; Chordata; Actinopteri; Siluriformes; Trichomycteridae. Gene Ontology annotation, biological process: homophilic cell-cell adhesion. Gene Ontology annotation, cellular component: plasma membrane.